Aspergillus udagawae is the source of this 1014-nucleotide messenger RNA. Its product is annotated as ER lumen protein-retaining receptor. Gene Ontology annotation, cellular component: endoplasmic reticulum; cis-Golgi network; membrane. Gene Ontology annotation, molecular function: ER lumen protein retrieval receptor activity. The coding region runs from base 1 to 1014 and encodes 337 amino acids. The transcript has 3 exons. Lineage: Eukaryota; Fungi; Ascomycota; Eurotiomycetes; Eurotiales; Aspergillaceae. Gene Ontology annotation, biological process: protein retention in ER lumen; endoplasmic reticulum to Golgi vesicle-mediated transport. The record is from RefSeq and is a predicted model, not a curated record.
AUGAGUAUGAACGUCUUUCGCCUGUUAGGCGAUCUGUCUCACAUAUCGUCGAAAUGCAUCUUGAUGUGGGCCAUUCAUCGGAACAAAAGUGCGGAAGGUGUCUCGCUACUCACACAGAUGCUUUAUGCUGCUGUAUUUGUCACACGCUACCUUGAUCUGUUCCGAGGGAGCGGUUGGAGAAGCUUCUACCUCGUUUUCUUCAAGUUCUUCUAUAUAUUCUCUUCUUUCUAUAUCAUCUUUUUGAUGAUGAAGGUCUACCCACGGACGCGUGAGAGAGAGAGGGCAUGGAAGAUGGCUCUCGGUUCCAUCGUGCUUUCGCUUGUCCUAGCGCCGAUUGUGACUCCUAUUUUCGACGAUAAAGACCUCUUCAAAACCCACUGGUUCACCGAGAUAAUGUGGGCCUUCUCCAUCAUCCUAGAAUCCGUAUGCGUGCUUCCCCAGCUCCUUCUACUCCGCCAGACUACCGUUCCUACGGUCAUUGAUUCAUACUAUCUCCUUGCUCUGGGCUCUUACCGCGCGUUCUACAUACUGAACUGGUUUGUGAGAGGGUUUGGCUCCGAGAAACACUGGGAUCCGAUCGCGAUGAUCUUUGGUAUCCUUCAAACUGCUUUCUACGUUGAUUUCGCUUGGGUCUACUAUUCUCGUCAGCGCGUCAAGCUUCGAAAUGGCGGUGUAGUCGAUUCGGAAGAUUAUAGUAAAAGUUGGAUAGUUAACAAGGUGUUCAAUAUCAAACGGCGACGAGAAAGUCUGGACGAGGAGCAGAACCUUACCGGAGAAGGAGUGGAAGGGGAGAGGGGAGCCGGUGGUGACAGGCCUAGCAACAACCACUGGGGUGCUCGCGGCAUUUCCAUCUCGGCUGACGAUACCUUGGACGAGCACACCCGGCGCAAGCCCGGGGAUGCGGAUAACGAAGGCUUGGAGGGAUUUCUGGAAGAUGAGGAUGACAGUCUGGACGAUCAGACUGAUGGGCAGAGCCCAUUGCAUCACGCACCGGUCACGUCCAAUCGCGACUAA